Doryrhamphus excisus (bluestripe pipefish) is the source of this 2667-nucleotide messenger RNA. RefSeq names its product relaxin-3-like. Gene Ontology annotation, cellular component: extracellular region. Gene Ontology annotation, molecular function: G protein-coupled receptor binding; hormone activity. NCBI's taxonomy places the organism in Eukaryota, Metazoa, Chordata, Actinopteri, Syngnathiformes, Syngnathidae. The record is from RefSeq and is a predicted model, not a curated record.
CAAGCUAACGCCUCAACAACCGCCAUUUUGUAACUGUUACCUUUCGCUUUUGACAUCGCCAUAACAACGGCCCGCAGCAUCCGUUGGCUGCGUCGUCACGGCAGGCAGGCAGGCAGGCAGACAAUUCACUGACAACCCAAAGACGAGUGGGCGCACUCGGCAAAUGCCACACGACAAAUUUUCGUUAGCUUCAAGAGUAAUGUGAUAGAAUCCAGCUGUCUAUUGUGGCUACAGAAACAACAAGGGUAAAAAAGCGCACUUCAUGUCAUCUAGUAAUGGACGUCAAAUGUCCCCAGUGUGGACUUCACCUGUGGUUCCACGUGUGUUUUUCCUGGCGGUAAAAUGUCGUCUUUUAAAUUUAUGGCCGUUUCAGUCGUUGUUGUUGUUGAUUCUCGUUGCCGGGUUCUUGUCGCCAGGGCUACCGUGGCUAUGGCGCCUCGUCCUCACCAGGGCAACUGUUGCUACCCACCCCGCUCCCUUCCCUCCCCCUUCUUGUCUCUGAUUGGCCUACUACGACCAAAUUCUCUUAAAGGGAUAGUAGUAGCACGGUAUCGCUACAAAGACCUGCACGCCCAUUUCUAAGCAGAUACUAUUGAUAUUAUGUUUUCCUAAAUAUGUUCUAAAAGAAUCUUAACAUUACUACAAUCAUUAAUAUUCUCUGUAAUGGUAAUGUUUAUUUCAAACAUGCUUAACAAAAUUGCAUUAUGGGACGUCACAUGUUUACAUUAGCACAAUUCAACAUGUUUGAAAAGGAGUAGGAAGAAGUCAAGUCUAUUUAAUCCUAACACUUCUUCCACGUGUUGGCAAUUAUUAAGUCUGUUUACGCCCUGUGUUUAACCAUGUUUCCAUUUUCUAAAAGCAAAAGAAAAAUGUUAUAAUGGGUUGUAGGUAGGGAAAUAGUCUUAUAAUGGGUUGUAGGUAGGGAAAUAGUCUUCCAGCAUUUAGUUAUUUAAUUAAUCUAAAAGAGGAACAGUUGUGUGUGUGACUUGGUUACAUUACUACCUAACUUCCAUUGUACAUGACAGGAAUUAAAGUGACAAGUAUGAUCUCAUUUUUUAAUGAAUGCCAUUCCUGAAAUGCCAAAUUGUUCCCUGGCUUUUGUCAUAUUAAUUGCAAAUUCAUCAUGCUAUUGUAACUUCCCAAAUGAGCGACCUUUGACUAAUGGCUACACAGAUAAAAAGUGUUUUAUUUUGUGUGACUCAUGAGGAGAGAGGUCUAUGUUAUCGAACUUUUGGAAAUGUCACCUGUGAUGUCUCUCUUCUCCCAGCUCACAUUUUUGUAAAGAAAUGACAGGAUAGGCCAUCACCAAGGAGCAAAAAGGGUAGUUCUGCACAUGAGGACGUCAUACAUAAUUAGUCAUUUGUGGCUGGAAAUUAAACAUAGAUAACGGUGAACUGCUCUAAUGUAGUCAUGUACGUAUGAUCUGGCUUCAAGUAGGGGAUUAGGUAAGGUAAACAGGAUCCAAUGAUCAUGAAAAAAGACUCAACACUGUCAAAGUGGUAUUUAUUGAACAAUGUGUUAGUUGUAGUUUUCAGCAGUGUAACUCUCAUCGUCAUGUACCACUAAAUAAAGGUACAACCACAAUAACUGCAUUGCCUUUCAAUAGGAUGCAAUCUUGAAUCUUGUUGUUCAGUUAUACCCAAGUAAGUCGAAUUACAUUUUCGUAACAACUGGCCAAAUGUUAUUUUUGUUAUGCAGCUCACUCCAUUUGCCUAUUAUUCAAGUGAUUGUCAUUAUGAUCCAUAAAAGUAUACUUUUGAUUCAUCGUUAUGGCAUGUUUUACUUAUGAAACUGAGGUGACGAAAGCACUUCACAGUCUUCCGACCUUUGGUCCGCUUUUCAUUCUUCAUAAAGGUCUCUGACUGUAUCUCCCUGUCAAAUCUUCCAUUCUCUGCAUGCGCAAUAUGCAUGUCGACCCGGCAGGAUUUCAAAGCCCUUUAUAAAGCCCCGCUCGGGUCACCCCCAGACAGUCAUAGCCGUUGCAAACAGGGAGAGAGAAACCUAAUUGCUUCAGAAAGCAUUCUAUAUACUUUGUCAUUGUUGUGCUGCUUUUCUUUCCUUGGGGUGCUAUGUGGAAAGUUGUGCUACUGGUAGCGUGUCUUCUGGCAAAGGAAGUUGAGACAAUGGAGGACCCAGUAUAUGGUGUCAAGCUCUGCGGUCGCGAGUUUAUCCGAGCGGUUAUUUUCACCUGUGGUGGUUCACGAUGGAGACGGUCACUCAGGACUUCAGAAGACCUUUUAAGCUCCCAUCAAGAACAGUCUUCGGAGGAAUUGAGCCAAAGUUCAGUGAUGGACAGCAUACUCCAUAGAAACAGGGAUCGGGAUUUCAUAUCAAGAGAAAACCACGACAGAGUCUUCAACCGGCCAACACGUUCUUUUAUCACCGAAGAGAUCCUAGAAGCUCUGCGUAAAGCGGACCGCAAGGGCCGGGAUGUGGUGGUGGGUCUUUCCAAUGCCUGCUGCAAGUGGGGCUGCAGCAAAAGCGAGAUCAGCUCCCUCUGUUGAGAACUGUAGAUUAUUAUUAUGCACUUAACUUUUCUUAUGAGCUUUUGCUCAUUUUAUACCAUGUAAAAGCAUUUUUAUUUGUUGGAAUAUAAACGAAGUGGACCAAAAUGAUGUCAGAUUUUGUGUUUGUUCACAUCAUAUUUGUUUGUAGUCUCUUCUUCAA